Phalaenopsis equestris is the source of this 1578-nucleotide messenger RNA. Its product is annotated as trifunctional UDP-glucose 4,6-dehydratase/UDP-4-keto-6-deoxy-D-glucose 3,5-epimerase/UDP-4-keto-L-rhamnose-reductase RHM1-like. Gene Ontology annotation, biological process: auxin export across the plasma membrane; UDP-rhamnose biosynthetic process; flavonol biosynthetic process. Gene Ontology annotation, molecular function: dTDP-glucose 4,6-dehydratase activity; UDP-L-rhamnose synthase activity; UDP-glucose 4,6-dehydratase activity. NCBI's taxonomy places the organism in Eukaryota, Viridiplantae, Streptophyta, Magnoliopsida, Asparagales, Orchidaceae. The record is from RefSeq and is a predicted model, not a curated record.
GCCCAUUCAUCUUCUCGCUCUCUCUCUGUCUACUUAGAACGGGUUGGGAGGAAAUUGGAGCUCGGCGAUAAAUCUGUUGGCAAUCGAUCCGUCUCUUCGGUGAAAUCAGGCUUAAUUCUUUCCCUCGGACUCAAGAGAGAGUCGGCUGCUCUCUUCAUUCGUGUGGUACAUUUUGAUCGAGUUUGGUUCCGCACUCUGAGUUUGAAAUACUUGGAUCUAAUUCAGCAACCAGAAAGCAAUGGAAUCCUAUAAGCCUAAAAGCAUCCUCAUUACCGGAGCUGCUGGUUUCAUCGCAUCACAUGUUGCUAACAGGCUCAUCCGCAACUACCCCGAUUACAAAAUUGUGGUCCUCGACAAACUCGACUACUGCUCCAACCUUAAAAACCUUUCCCCUUCUGGAUAUUCCCCCAACUUGAAGUUUGUUAAGGGUGACAUCGCCAGUGCUGAUCUUCUCCACUACCUUCUCAUCACGGAGUCCAUCGACACAAUAAUGCACUUCGCUGCUCAAACUCACGUCGACAAUUCUUUUGGCAACUCCUUUGAGUUCACUAAAAACAACAUCUAUGGAACUCAUGUUCUGCUUGAGGCAUGCAAGGUCUCCGGUCAAAUAAGGAGAUUUAUCCAUGUCAGUACAGACGAAGUUUAUGGGGAAACCGAUGAGAAUGCAAUUGUUGGCAACCAUGAAGCCUCUCAGCUCCUCCCUACGAACCCGUAUUCUGCCACCAAAGCCGGAGCUGAAAUGCUUGUGAUGGCUUAUGGAAGGUCCUAUGGCUUACCCGUCAUAACCACUCGUGGUAACAAUGUCUACGGACCAAAUCAAUUUCCGGAAAAGUUGAUUCCAAAGUUUAUCUUCAAGUUCAUGCUUCUAGCAAUGAGAGGACAAAUCCUUCCGAUUCAUGGAGACGGUUCGAACGUUCGAAGCUACCUCUAUUGUGAGGACGUUGCCGAGGCUUUUGAGGUUAUUCUUCAUAGAGGGGAGAUCGGCCAUGUUUAUAAUAUUGGGACAAAGAAAGAGAGGAGGGUGAUUGAUGUAGCAAAAGAUAUCUGUAAGCUUUUCGCGCGGGAUACCACCACUGCAAUUAAGUUCGUCGACAACAGGCCAUUUAAUGACCAAAGAUACUUUUUAGAUGAUCAGAAGCUAAAAAUUUUGGGUUGGUCAGAAAGAACUACUUGGGAAGAGGGUCUGAAAAAGACUAUGGAUUGGUACACAAACAAUCCAGAUUGGUGGGGAGAUGUCUCAGGAGCGCUUUUACCACAUCCAAGAAUGCUAAUGAUGCCGGGCACUGAAAGACAUUCUGAUGGCCCUGAAGUGAUAAUAAAGAGCAUGUUGUCUCCGCCAAACAAUAUUAACAUUCCAAGCCAAUUGAUAACACCACCUGUCUCAAAAACCUCAUCUUUUGGUAUCAAAACACAGUUUUUGAAGUUUUUGAUAUACGGCAAAACCGGAUGGAUCGGCGGACUUCUCGGGAAGAUAUGUGAGAAGCAAUUGAUACCGUUCGAGUACGGAAAAGGUAGAUUAGAAGAUCGAUCCCAGCUCCAAUCGGAUAUUCAUAAUGUGAAGCCGACACAUGUUUUCAA